AUGAGGUCGAUGCGCGCCUCUCCCGCCGGACUCCUGCUGCUCGCCAUUGCCCUCAUCUGUGGUCAGUCCGGCUUCUCUCAUUUCUGCUCAUCAGACUGCUGCUCUCUCAUCGUUGCCUUCUCUCAUCGCCGGUCAGCCCGCUUCUCUCUCAUUGCCUUCUCUCUCAUUGCCUUCUCUCUCAUUGUCUUCUCUCUCAUUGCCUGCUCUCUCAUUGGCUUCUCUCUCAUUGCCUUCUCUCUCAUUGUCUUCUCUCUCAUUGCCUUCUCUCUCAUUGCCUUCUCUCUCAUUGCCUUCUCUCUCAUUGCCUUCUCUCUCAUUGCCUUCUCUCUCAUUGCCUUCUCUCUCAUUGUCUUCUCUCUCAGUGUCUUCUCUCUCAUUGUCUUCUCUCUCAUUGCCUUCUCUCUCAUUGCCUUCUCUCUCAUUGCCUUCUCUCUCAUUGACUUCUCUCUCAUUGCCUUCUCUCUUAUGUCUGCAAUGUCACCCAUCUGCAAUCCCUUCCUCCUCUCAAAACCUUUUAUAGCGAGCAGCAAGGUCAAUGCAAGGAUUGCGCUAGAGACCACCGACAGCACCGGCAGCACGGACAGCACCGGGAGCACCACCAGCAGCAGCACCGCCGGCGGCAGCAUCGUUGACGGCACCCCUAGCCCCACUCCCAGUACCACUGUGGACAGCAGCACUCCCAGUACCACUAUUGAUAGCCCCACUCCCAGUACCACUGUGGACAGCAGCACUCGCAGUACCACUAUUGAUAGCAGCACUCCCAGUACCCGCAGUGGCGGUUCCAAGCCACAGUUUACCACAACCGUGGCUGUGGGCAAGGCUCGGCUUAGCUUCGGCAGCCAGCGCUGCGUGGCCGUGCCGAAAAAGGCGAGAGGGAAGAGCGCACAGGUGUGGUGGAACGGGUCGAGCAGCAAGGCGAAAGGCUUUGCUUGCUCGCAGAUCAAGUUCUUUGGGACGGGUGGCUGCCACGGCAGGGAGGUGGAUAGCAUGGUCAACCCGGGCUCUGCUACUGCCAAGUUCCCAAGCAACAAGAAGACGCUCAGCAAGUGGGCGUCAGUGGCCUCUGUUCUCUGCACCGAUGCUGCCUGUGACGCGCUGGGCUGUCAACCCGGUGGCAAAUGCGUGGUUGAUGAGAAUGGCGAGCGCUUCUGCCAGUGGGACUCGCCCUGUGGCGCCUGCCCCACUGGAGCAACCUGCAAGACCGUGCCUGCGAGUGACAACUGUGGGGUGCAGGUGCCUUACUGCGCGUGCCCUCAAGGCUAUGGGAUAACCGCGACCAAGUGUGUUAAGGGUGGAGCUUCCAACGUCGGUCCUUACAGCUACACAGUCAUCGCAAAUCGAACAGCCAAUGACAACUCUUCUCGACCCCUCACAUUCCGCUUUAACCUGAAUAGCUGCACCCAGAUGCCGGAAGCACUGGCUAGGGUGGGCGCAACAGUGUAUGGUGUUGUGAACACCGAUGAUGCUCCAAUCCUAUGGUUGUCUUGUCUUGCUUGA
Messenger RNA from Closterium sp. NIES-65, 1497 nucleotides. Lineage: Eukaryota; Viridiplantae; Streptophyta; Zygnematophyceae; Desmidiales; Closteriaceae. The record is from the annotation of a GenBank genome assembly.